AUGGUUCGGGCCGACCUUAUUUCAUCUGCUCCUGAAGCUGAAAUGAAUGGCGGUAUCAGAUCAGGGAUCUCUCUUCCCAAUUCUACCGGAAUUUUGCGUAAUAGCAACAGUUUCGGCCACCGCAGUUUCAUUCCCGGCCUACAACCAUUCUCUACCUCAUUUCCCCUAUUGCCCUCUUCUUUCGGCAAUGGCAAUGGCAAUGGCAAUGGGGGCGCUGGACUUAGCCCUGCAAACUUGUACCAACUGGUGUUCACCGGUGACAUACAAGUGGUACAACCACCAGCCUCCAGCUUAUUCACUGCAACUGGUCAUUUAAGGCAAAAUAUACCUCAAGGACAAUCUUACCAGCAGCAGGAACAGCCUACACUCAACCUCACCUCUAGUUUUGCUUCGUUUGGUUUCAAUACUCCAUCAGGCUCUCUGCAUACCUUGGCUACUGCUACUCCCGCCUCUGCUUCUGUACAGUAUCAUCUAACUCCCAUCAUUCCUGGACACUUGCGUUCGGCCCAUAAUCUUGCUCGUGUUCAAGCCUCUAACUCCGCAGCUGCCAACGUGGCUGCAGCCACCUCAACUCUUGGCCAACAGGCGCGAUUAUCCAGCGAAGCGGCCGUUGGCCACUCAGCGCAGCUUCAGCGUCACAAGGUUACGGUAAAUAGACAACCUGGUCGCGUUUUGCUUCGCCAGGCCGAGGCAAUUCUUGGUCAGCUUAAGGAUUCCCAUGCCUGUCUCGAGAUCGCCUUCGAUGGGGAGGUUGGCUUUGGUCUUGGCCCGACACUUGAAUUCUACACUCUGGUCAGUCGACAACUAAUGCAUGCCUCUCUGGGGCUCUGGUAUGGCAAUGAAACUACUGAAGAUGGUUUCGUUGUUGCACCUACCCCUGGCUUAUUUCCGAGACCACUGACAUCUUCUCGCAAAACAAAGGCAUCUACUUUUAAAGAGGUACGCGCUAAGUUUAUCUUUCUUGGCCGACUAAUGGCGCGUGCUUUACUUGACUUGCGUCAACUUGAUAUGCCUCUAUCACCACUCUUCUUCCGCGCUUUCCUCUCCGUUCCUGUUGAGGCCUAUUCCAGUUCCUCAGAAACUACUUGUUCUGCACGGGUUCCCAAGAUAAAGUUGGGGUCAACCAUCGCUACCUCCACUGGUACUUAUGUCUCCGCCUCUAUCCAUCCAACGCUGGCAGGUCAUUAUGCAUUUUCCACCAGUGAUCUCGCCUUGCUUGAUCCCCAACUGGCUCGACACCACCGCCAGUUGCGUGCUACUGUCAAUAAACGAAUCCGUUUGGUCAAACUGAUCAAUCGAAUUGCUGACCAAGUUGAGUCACGCCAAAAUGUCUCUCCACCUCGAUUUAAUCAUUCUAGACUACACCUGCAACAAAGGCAGCAUCAGCAAGCAACUAUUAGGCAGAAGCAAUCUACGGGCCUCGUCUCAUAUCUUCCUACCAAUCAUGUAGAAGGGUCAGCCUCCUGUUCAGGCAAUUCAUUCCUAUCUCCUGAAGCAGACAGCAAAAUAUGCACUCCAACGCGUAUCAUCCAAUCCACUAAUAGCGAUGAAUUUAACCAAAUUUCGUAUUCAAGCGACAUUGACUCUCUAGCGGAGAGUAAUACAGGUGAGGCCAUAGGGAAUCAAAUUCUAGAGCAAGAACGGCCACAGACAGUCCUUUCGGAGUCUUCGACAGGCUUUUUACCUACUGAUCAAUUAUCGGUCUCGGUGUAUCUGCCCAUCAUGGACCAACCUGAGGGCUCUAGCGUAUCAACUUUUCAGCCUCAAUCCACCCAGCAUCGGCUGGCUGAACUGAAUAGACAUCUUAAUGAACUAGAUCAAGAAGUAGAAGAACUAUAUCUCAACUUUGUGCUGCCUGGUUACGGGGCAAGUGGUUUUGUAUCACUAUCUUUUUCGAGCUUUUCGAUUAUUUGGUAUUUUAACUUUGAAUUAAGAACUUGA
Molecule: messenger RNA, 1941 nt
Organism: Protopolystoma xenopodis
Lineage: Eukaryota; Metazoa; Platyhelminthes; Monogenea; Polystomatidea; Polystomatidae
Source: the annotation of a GenBank genome assembly